Molecule: messenger RNA, 2238 nt
Organism: Thecamonas trahens ATCC 50062
Lineage: Eukaryota; Apusomonadida; Apusomonadidae
Exons: 2
Coding region: 1-2238 (745 amino acids)
Biological process (GO): DNA replication; DNA replication initiation
Cellular component (GO): replication fork protection complex; nucleus
Molecular function (GO): DNA replication origin binding; single-stranded DNA binding
Source: RefSeq, a predicted model, not a curated record
AUGACCGAGGCACUCGCCACCCUCUCGGCGCUCCUUGACUCGGACUCGGACUCGGACACAGGGAGUGCGGCACCGGGCCUGGCGGCCUUUGCCGGCCUCGCCUCACGCAAGCGCAAGCGCACAGACGAGGCCACAGGAGCUACAAGCUACGGAGCAUCGUUUGCAGAGAGUCAACGGAGGCUCAAGCGGGCCAAGCAGGACAAGCUCGCCAAGGAUGCCGCUCGCGCUGCCGCAGAAGCCAAGGGCGCCCGCUCGCAGGUGGCGCGCAAGCCGGCAGCUACCUUUGGCCUCCGAACGGGAGCACGAGGCGGAUCGGGCAGCAGUAGCGGUGGUGCAGGCGUGGUGGAGGCUGGAUCGGGCUCCAAGGAAGCAUUUUCCGGCCUCUGGCUCCGUAAUCGGGUCGUAUCGUCAGAGGCCAUGGCGCGACACAUGGCGCAGCGCAAGUACUACCCGCUGGGCGGGCUCAAGGACGCCGUGGUAUGCGGCGACAUCCCGGGCGAGUGGGUGGUGAUCGGCGUGGUGGCGAGCAAGUCGCGGGUCCAGGUUUCGGGCCGCGGCGGUAAGUACGUCAUCUGGACGCUCUCGGAUCUGGCCGGCGUCUCGCUCUCGCUCUUUGUCUUUGGCGGCGCUUUUGAGGCGCUGUACGCCACGCCUGUCGGCUCAGUCUUUGCCCUCCUCAAUCCAAAGGUCCUUCCGUCGCGCGAGCGUGGCAAGGGCCUUGCCAUCUCCAUCACAGGCACCGACAACGUCCUGAUGCUGGGCAAGUCGCGCGACUACGCCGUGUGUAAGUCGCUGACCAAGGCCGGAGCCAAGUGCACCAACGUCAUCAAUGGCUCCAAGACCCAGUACUGCGAGUACCACGUCAUGAAGGAGUACAACCGCGUCCGCUCCUCGCGCAUGGAGUUCAACUCGGGCUUUGGUGGCAAGACCAAGCCCGACGUGGCCUCGGCCCGCCGCAACCUCUCGGUCGGCACCUUUCAGCAUCGCCGGGUCGCUGCUCCGCGGCAAAGCGCCAAGGCAUCGCCGGUGGCUACCCUCCGUGCCAAGCUCGCCAAGGCCGGCCGCCGCAAGGCGACGGUGCCAUCAUCGGCCGACUCGCGCUCGCUUCUCCGCCAGAUCCAGCGCGAUAUGACCAAGGAGACCACGCCCGGUCGGCCGACCCGCGGCAAGCGCCAGGUGCUCGAGUCCAAGGUUGCUGCUCUUGCCGACGAGGACCGAGCCAAGUUCCGUGCCAUCGCCGCGGCCCGCAAGGAGGCCCGCAACAGCUCGGGCCCGGGUGCGUCUGGCAAAGCCGUCCACAUUAACGGUCACGCCCGUAUUCCAGGCAUGCGCAGCGAGCCUAUCGCCACGAAUUGCGAGGCAAUCAUCGGCCACGGCAAGGCGCCGGUUCUUGGCCGCGGCCUCCACGGCUCGGGCUCCAUGUCUAUCCCGCUGGCGGGCCUCGGCAACCUCCAGCACGCGCGAGCCAUCAUCUCGACCUCGGCCGACUUUGCAGCCAAGAAGGCUGCCGCUCUCCAGCGCGCCGCCGCCCACGACGAGGCCGUCCGCCGCGCGCGCGAGCGCGACGAGGCCAAGGCCCGCCACGCCGCCCAAGCCGUCAACGCCGACCGCAUCCGCCGCGCAGCCGCGCUCCUCAAGGCCAAGCGCGAGCGCGGCGAUCGCGAGCCCGAAAAUGCAAUGCCACGGCUGCCGCGCAAGUCAGAGGUCGCCGCCCGCAAGGCCGCCGCACCCGCCGCGCCGCGCUCAGCACUGGCCGCCGCCAUGGGCCGUCGGGUCGACCUCAAGUCAACUGCCGGCCAGGCGGUGCUCUCUGCCAAGUCGGCGCACGCCGCUGAUGUGGCUGCCGCCAAGAAGAAGGAACGUGAUGCCCGUCUGGAUGAGCUUGAGAAGCGCGACAACAUGGUGAUGCAGAUGGCCGGCAUCUUCGAGCAAGAGUGUAAGGCCGCCAAGUGCGCGCAGUGCAACAAGAUCACCCUGUCAGUGACCAAGGUCUGCGCUGCGGCAGGCCACACCAUCAAGUGGAUCACCACUACCAAGCGCUGGUUCAAGUGCGGCCAAUGCCGCCAUCGCGUCACCAUCAUCAACUCGCGCUUCCCGAAUCGCCCAUGCACCAAGUGCGGCGCCGCCGCCUUUGAAAAGGCGCCGAUGUACCGCGGCUCGACCGAUCCCACUAACCUCCACGACGCCGUCCGUGGCGUUCAUGCCCCGAUCUCGGGCAACAUCAGCUACGUCGGAUGA